Molecule: messenger RNA, 2177 nt
Organism: Vigna unguiculata (cowpea)
Lineage: Eukaryota; Viridiplantae; Streptophyta; Magnoliopsida; Fabales; Fabaceae
Product: Pentatricopeptide repeat (PPR) superfamily protein
Molecular function (GO): protein binding
Source: RefSeq, a predicted model, not a curated record
CUACCACUUCAGUUCCAUCUUCCAAACCGAACUCAAUGCUCUCUCGUUAUCUCAAAUCCCCUAAUCCACUCUUCUCCCUCCGUUCAUUACCCUGUACUCCAAACCCAAUCUCAGUCCCAGACCCUAUUCCUAACCUAAACCCUUCCUUCCGACCCUCCCCAGACCGUCUCUUCUCUUCUUCAUGGCUAUCCGAACCGGGAAAUCCAAUCAUCCAAUGGCCAUCACUACCAAAACCAAACCCUCAUCCGAAUCCCAACGCCAACCCUAACCCAACUCCCGACCCUACCUCUCCGAACCUAAACGCAUUCUCCCUCAUUUCCAACCUCUUCACGGACCCUUCCGUCUCGCCCGGUCCGGUCCUCCACGCCCAACUCGAUCGCUCAGCCAUCGAACCGGACCCGGCCCUCCUGCUCGCCGUCUUCGACCGCUUCGGCUCGUCUCCCAAGCUCUUACACUCGCUCUUCCUCUGGGCCCAGAAGCGACCCGGCUUCAGGCCCGACCCGAAGCUCCUUGACGCCGUCGUCAAUGCACUCGCUAAGGCAAGGGAGUUUGACGCCGCAUGGAAACUUGUUCUCGAUCACGUCGGAGAUGGGGAAGAAGAAAACGAAAGCUUGGUUUCCGUUAAGACCUUUGCCAUAAUGAUUCGACGCUAUGCUCGAGCAGGUAUGUCCAAACUUGCAAUCAGAACUUAUGAAUUUGCUAAAGAUAACAAGUCCAUUGUGGAUUCUGGCUCAGAAAUGAGUUUGUUUGAGAUAUUGAUAGAUUCACUUUGUAAAGAAGGGUCAGUGAGGGAAGCUUCAGAGUAUUUCCUUUGGAAAAAGGAGUUGGACUUAAGUUGGGUUCCUUCUAUUCGGGUAUAUAACAUAAUGUUGAAUGGAUGGUUUCGAUCGAGGAAACUGAAGCAGGGCGAGAGACUUUGGGAAGAGAUGAAGAAGGAGAAUGUGAGACCAAGUGUUGUGACAUAUGGUACCCUUGUGGAAGGAUAUUGCAGGAUGCGCCGUGUCGAGAAAGCACUCGAAAUGGUUGGUGAUAUGACCAGAGAAGGAAUUGCACCAAAUGCAAUUGUGUACAACCCAAUCAUCGAUGCACUAGCAGAAGCUGGAAGAUUCAAAGAGGCUUUGGGUAUGUUGGAACGAUUCCAUGUUUUGGAAAUUGGUCCUACUGAUUCAACGUAUAAUUCUCUAAUAAAAGGGUUUUGUAAAGCUGCAGAUCUUGUUGGUGCUAGUAAGAUUCUUAAAAUGAUGAUAAGCAGGGGUUUGAUCCCAAGUCCCACUACCUAUAACUACUUUUUUAGGUACUUUUCAAGAUGUGGAAAAGUUGAGGAGGGGAUGAACCUGUAUGCAAAGUUGAUUGAGUCUGGUUAUACCCCAGAUCGGUUAACUUACCAUCUUUUGGUGAAGAUGUUAUGUGAAGAGGGGAAGUUAGACAUGGCAGUUCGAGUUAGCAAGGAAAUGAGGCAUAAUGGUUAUGAUAUGGACUUGGCUACCAGUACCAUGUUAAUUCAUCUGCUCUGCAAAAUGCAUAGGUUGGAAGAGGCUUUUGCUGAAUUCGAGGACAUGAUAAGAAGAGGUAUAGUUCCUCAGUAUCUCACUUUCCAGAGAAUGAAAGCUGAGUUAAAGAGACAAGGUAUGACUGAAAUGGCUCAAAAGCUUUGCAAGUUAAUGUCUUCUGUUCCCUAUUCUGGCAACUUGCCAAAUACUUAUGGUGGAGACAGAGAGGAUGCUUUUACACGAAGAAAAUCUAUAAUUCGGAAAGCUAAAGCAUUUUCUGAUAUGCUGAAGGACUGUAAGGAUCCGAGUGAACUUCGUCAGUAUAGAAAUUCAUCAGAAAAUGCUGUCUCAAGUGAAAAAUAUGUGAUGAAGGAUAUUGAGGGAAAAUGAAAUUCAGUAGAAACUUCUAUGAUUUCAGUAAGCACUCAGCAGGGAGCAAUUAUGGGCUUUUGAAACACAUGGGAUUCAGUUUGCAAUUGUUCUCGUUUGUUCCAAAAAAUUCUGCUGUUCUUCCCUUUGCAAUUUUGUAGGCAUGACAACAAGGUUAAUAUGGAGAGCAAUGAACUGAUUUACUGCUGUCAUGGCUACAUUAACAGGUGCAAUCUGAGUUAGUUAUACAGAAAGUAACUUCUUGUGAGCAUCACUGGGUAAUUUAUCAAUGAAGAUGGCAUCAACUGAAUGCUAACA